Lobosporangium transversale is the source of this 1457-nucleotide messenger RNA. RefSeq names its product autophagocytosis associated protein. Gene Ontology annotation, cellular component: cytosol; cytoplasmic ubiquitin ligase complex. NCBI's taxonomy places the organism in Eukaryota, Fungi, Mortierellomycota, Mortierellomycetes, Mortierellales, Mortierellaceae. Gene Ontology annotation, biological process: nucleophagy; autophagy of mitochondrion; autophagosome assembly. Bases 295 to 1278 code for a protein of 327 amino acids. The transcript is spliced from 8 exons. The record is from RefSeq and is a predicted model, not a curated record. Gene Ontology annotation, molecular function: Atg8-family ligase activity.
AUUAGAAUUUAGAAAGAAACAAAAAAAGACAGGCACAACAUCCUCCAUAUCCCAAAGCAAAAAAGCUUCACCUGGAAAGCACACAAUUGCUUUUACCUCUCCUUUCUGCUCUCUCUCUUUUUUUUUUUCCCAGUCCCAUCUUACUUUCACACAAAUACAAAUACACCUCACACCAACAGUCAAUAUCACCAACACCAGUCAACGCGCAUAAUUUGCUUCAAUUGCACACCAAAAUAAUAACGACAAAUAUAAAGACAUUCUAUUCACGCUUCCUCAUUCCCUUUUCACUUUCUAAUGAACUCCGUACAAAACAUCUUCUUCGGCCUCCGCGAGUACUUGAGUCCUGUCCUCAAAAAUUCAAAAUUCAAAGAGACCGGUUGCAUCACACCUGAGGAGUUUGAAGCUGCAGGUGAUUUUUUGGUGUACAAGUGUCCAACGUGGAGCUGGGAAGGCGGUGAACCCAGCAAGAAGCGCGACUACUUACAUCCGGAUAAGCAAUUCUUGAUUACUCGCAAUGUACCAUGCCUGCGUCGUGUCAAGCAAAUGGAAUAUACGGACGAGGACGCUGAAACACAGAUCGAAAGUGAUGGCGCCGAUGCUUGGGUGAUGUCCCACAGUUCGCGUGUAGCAGGAGGCCCCAUCGAAGAAAUUGCUGGAAGUAUGGAUGAAGACGAAGACGAGGAGGCCGAAGCUGAAGCUGAAGCUGAAGCACAAGCAGCCAUUAAAGCCAUGGGUCGACUUAACUUGCAGGAACAGCAACUCCAUGAUGCUGCAGAACAGGAUGAUGACGACGAAGAUCUUCCCGAUAUGGACGACAUCCCCGACAUGGAUGACUAUGAAGACCUGGAAGAAGAAGCGGACCCUGCUACACUCGCUCCAACUGUUCCUACAGCAGUCGAUCCUGGCGACAAGAUCUUGAACGUCCGAACGUACGAUGUAUUCAUUACAUACGAUAAAUAUUAUCAAACACCCAGAAUGUGGCUCUUUGGUUAUGAUGAGCAUCGUCGACCUCUGGUAUCUUCACAGAUCUUUGAGGAUGUUUCUCAGGACUAUGCCAAGAAAACUGUCACCAUCGAGACUCAUCCACAUCUCAAUAUGUCAUUGGCCAGUAUUCAUCCCUGCAGACAUGGAGCUGUGAUGAAGAAGAUUAUUGAGAAGGUUGCAAAUGACGAAGGGAAGGAGGAGCCAGUCCGUGUUGACCAGUACCUCAUCAUCUUCUUGAAGUUCAUGUCGUCUGUAGUACCUACUAUUGACUAUGACAAUACCAUCUCUGCGUAAAUGGGCAUUUAGCGGGACCUGAAAAUAGUCAUGCAUGGGGACCAUAUAGCCACGUGUCCUGACAUUGUAGCUAGAAGCUGUAUGAUUGCGUUUCUUUUCCUUUACUAUCUUGCUUUUCCUUUUCAUUCAUCGCACGCAAACCCCCAUAAAGAGUUGUAUCACAACGGUAUUCGAAGCCA